UCAUACCGAAUUUGACUAGUUGAUUUUGAAACGAUUACUAGUUGGAUCCGUUUACUCAUCGGUUCAGGAAAUGGUCGUUUUCUUUGCAGUAUCAGAACCACCUUGAUGUUCCGAAAUGAACGUCUUACGUUUAGAAUACAACCGCACGCAAUACGCAGAUGCAAUGUUUACAUUUGGAAUGCAUCCUUCACAUGGCAAUGCUUUGUAGUAAUUAAAAAAACGAGAUAAAUUUCUGAGAAAUUGUUAUGUGUUAAAUUUUAUGACUUUAAUAAUAUCCCACCCAUGAUAAAAAUUUUCUAAAUAAUGAUACUUUUAUCAUUUUCGGUAAAAAAAAAAAAAAAAAAGAAUACAGUUACUUAAUGAAAUGCAAUGUAAGAGAAUAUCAAACAAAUUGCUUUUUAACCGAAGAAGAGUUUCUUAAUAAUUUUAAUUCAAAUGGUUUCAGAAAUAAAAUAGAACUGGACGACACAUGUCCAAUAAAUGUAAAGAAUUCUUGAAUUUUAGGUUGUCAAUUUACAUGUUGAGAGUAAAGAAAAUAUCUUGGAUUAAAACAAAUCAAUAUAAGUUAUCUUAGAGAAAAAAGUAUUGAUGGUAUUGCCGUUAAUAACAAACAAAUAUAAUUAAUUAUGGCAAAAUCAGAAUGAGUUCCAAAUGAAAACUUAAUUGCUUAUAAUAAUCAAAAAUCAUUUAUUGAUUUUGGAUAAAAUUUUAAUCAUGAAUCUAGGCCAAGAUAAUGAUUCAAGUGCAUGCUAUGAGAAGGAUUUAUCCAUGGUACUUGAUCAAAAUGCAACAACUGUAGAUCAUGGAAGUAGGCCCAUAACUUUUUCUGAUAAAGAUAAUAUCUUAGUUGAUUUGCAAAGAACAUCUGAUGAGGCAUCUAAAUUCUCCAUGUAUAAAACACUGAUUUGUUCUUAUUGUUCAAAAAAAUUUUGCAGUGUUUUGCUUUUAAGGAAACAUGUACAAAGAGUGCAUAAAUUAAAACUGUCAGAUAAUUCAUAUUCAUGUGCUUAUUGCAAGAAGUCAUUUAGGAUUAAAUCAUUGCUUCGAGUACACUGUGAAAAAAUUCAUCAAGAGCCAGUACAAAUUGAUACUCCUUGGAUAAAGGAUAGCGGAGACAUGGUUAUGUCUAAACCUGGCAAAGGCAAGAUAAAGUGCAUUGAAUGCAACAUCAAAUAUGGAAAUCUUCGGUCUCUCCGUGACCACUUGUCAAAGCAUCACAAUUUCAAUUAUGCUGAAAAGGAGAUAUGCCUUCCUAAUAUGAAUGCAUUUAAAAAGUGGAAAUUGGAUAUUGAACGAAGAGAACAUGCAUUCUUUAUUGCCUUGCAUGGAAUGCAAAGGGGGUCAAAAUGUAACAAGUGCCUGUAUCAUUGCUAUAGCUCUGGUUAUCAUGAAGUAAGUUAUCAUGGAAACACGAAUAGAAUGAUCACUGUUUCAGAUUCAUUAAAAAUAGGAAUUAUGUGCACAGCCACUAUGAUUGUAUCGGAAUAUGUGAAUGAAGUUCGUGUGAAGUACUGCUUGCAGCAUUAUGGACAUAGACAAGAAACAACAUUUGAGCAGCUGUCAUCUGAGGAGCAAGCUGCUAUCAAUGAAAAUGUGUCCAGAGGCAUACCAUUACAAGAGCAGCUAGAUGACAUUAAACAUCCUCAAUCUUCAGCUGAAUAUUUUCAGGCACAUAUGAUAAAGAAAAGAGAUAUUCAAUAUAUUAAUAAUGCUUGUACUUCUGAAAUUUUUAAUGCAGAAAUGAAUUUUAUUGAAUAUGUAGAACAGUGGGUUCAUGCCUGUCCCCAAAUAGAAAAUUCACCUGUUCUUCUGUACAGACAAGAAGGAAAUGGAACUGAAACUGAAAACUUGAUGUUGAUCAUAAUGACAGAAUUGCAGAAACAUAUACUUAUUACAUCUACUAAAGAAGUUGUGUGCAUUGAUUCUCAAUACAUUAAAAAAAGCAAAAAUUUUGUAACUGCUCUUGUUGUCAUGGACGAACAAGAUGUUGCUUUUCCUGUUGCAUUUUGUAUCAGCAGCAAGUUAAACAAAUCUUCGAUAUUAGAAUUUCUUUCAUGUGUUCGAGAAUCUACUGGCCAAUUGUCUUAUUCUUAUUUUAUGUCAAAUGAUGAUACAUUUUUCUAUGAAGCAUGGCAAGAAGUAAUGCAAGAUAAAUCCAGACACAUAUGGAGUAUCUGGUCUGUUGAUGAUAAAAUCCAAAAACAUUUGUCACAGUUAUUGAACCACAUUCCAACAAGAGAAACAAUUUAUCGAGUUUUCCGAAUGAUGAUGGAAUGCAAUAAUCAAGAAGUUUUCACUACUAUGUUAAAAAAUUUCAGCAAUUUUCUUUCUGAUAAUUUGUUAUGCAGUGACUUUGGAAAAAUAUUUGGGUUGCAUUAUGGGUCUAACAAAGAAAUGUGGGGUUGCUGUUAUCGAAAUAAUCUUAAAUUUAGCACUAAUUUUUAUUUGGAACAUCUGCAUAAAACCUUGCAGCAUUGCUUUAAAAGAGGUUGGAAUAAACAGUUGGAUAAGUUCUUGAUGAUGCUUAUGAAGUACGUGCGAUUUAAAAUGAUAGAUCGUCUUUCUAAUAUGGUGGAUGAAGAAAAAAUUAAUUUGGCUAAAAAAGCUAUCAUUAUGUGCCAUAAUAUGAGCUUAGAUAUAAAGAGUGAGAAUAUAACUUCUUUAUCAGCUUAUAAAGUUUGGCUGAUUCGAUCAGAAACCGAGGCUGAUGCUUAUGUGACUCGAGAAUAUAAAUCUUGCCCAGAAAUCUGUGAUCUGAGAUGCCAUGACUGUGAUGUUUGUGUUCAUAUGUACUCAUGUACUUGUGCACAUAGCAUGAUCAAUGCUAAUAUGUGCAAACAUAUUCAUGCUGUCGAGUGGAAAUUUUUCACGCCUCGCUUUUCACCACCAACUUCUCCUACACCAGAUCCCUGCAGUGAAGUAGAUAACAUUUCUGACAAUGAUCACAUCAACCCUGAUAAAAGCCCAGAUCUGCUGCAGCAUGUUAUGAAAAGAAUGCAGGAUGUUUACAAACAGGUGCAAAUGAAAAAAUACCAGCUGAACAAGAAUGCACUUUCAGAAGUCUUGAUAUUGUUAGACAGAUGUUAUCAUAUAUGUUCUGAAGAUGAUCUUUUGUCAAAACCUACUCAAACAGAAGGUGAACCUGUGAUAUCAUCAAUUCAUACCUUGAAAGGUUUAGUUAAUGUUGCAUCAAGCUCCAAUUCUGAAAAUAUUGCCCCUAUACCUGUGAUACCAACUAACUCUGGCUUAAAUUUUGUUCCUAAAACUGCACUGAAUUCAUCUAAAAUACAUAAAAAAUCUAAUUUCGUACCUGCAAGAUCAUCAUUUCCUAAUUUUCAUCCUGUGAAAAAGAUUGUAUUGAAUUCCAAAGGAAAUGCAAAUUCCACUUCAAAAAUAGUGGUGCCAUCUAAUCCUAUGUUAUCAUCUGUAUCAAACUCUCCUGAAAGAAAAAAACAGGUUGCUACUACCAUAUCAUCAAUAUUAUCGAAUCCUGUUUUAAAAGAUUUAGAAAACACUGCAUCUUCUGAACAACGUAAAGAAGUUGUCCCACCACCUUAUCAUGUUCCAAGUUCCAUAACCAACAAUUCAUCAUCUUCUGAAAGACUUCAAAAAAGGGCUUUCAUACAGAUAUCACCAAAACCAGACUCAUUUUCUAAAAGCAGGCCUAUUGCUAAAAAGAAAUGUAUGAAAAGUAUUCAUUUUCCUGAUGUUCCAUCUAGUCUAAAAACUUUACCUUCACCUUCAACUGUGGAAACUACAGUGGUGCCAUCGAGUGAUUUGCCUCUAUCUUCUGUUAAUAUUGCAACAAAUUCUAUUUUACAAAUGCCAUCUAUUGUGAAAUCUACUUCUACAUCAUUUUCAGUACCUAAUAAUAAUGCUAAUCAUUCUCAGAUGUCUUUUAAAGUGAAACCUGCUAUUUUAUCAAUUUUACCUUUGACUAAUUCUUCAAAUUUAGCUACAAAUUCUUUUGAUAAAUUGUCAUCUGAUGAAAAGUUAAACUCUGAAAUUGUGUUGAGCCCAUCUUCCUCAGAAAACCAAAUAAAAUUUGAUGCCCCAUGUGUCAUAGCAUCUUAUCGUUCCUUAAAAGAUUUAUCUGCUCAUGCAAUAGAAGUGGAUUCUUAUGAGUCUGAUACACAGUUUAAACCACCAUCCAUUUAUGAAAAAAAAUCUAAGUUUUUGCUGGAGCAUGUAUCGAAGAAAUGUGAUGUGAUAAAGACAACUGUUUCAUCAUCUGAUCAAUUGUCUUGUAAAUCUAAUAAUAAAGUAUCAAAUUCAUUUCUAUGUAUUCCAAAAUCAGAGCACUCUUCAGAAAUGGAACUUUCCUUCUUACCUUCUUCGUCCAGUUUGUCUCAAGCAUAUAAACAAAAUUCUGACUCGCAUAGUCCUGUUUUGGUCAACACUUCCCAACCAUCUAUUUCAUCGUCCAUCACUUUUUCAAAGUCUGUUUUAAAUUCAGCUGAUGUGAUAGAUUCUACUAAAGUUAGAAACUUUAUAAAAACUGAGCCGAGUGACAGGGAUACAAAUACCAAAAUUCUGGAAAAGAGUUUCAGGAGACGAGACUAUUGUGCUCUUUGUAAUUCUUCUGGGCGAACAUUAUUCAGCUUCCCUACAGAUGAAACAAGGCGUAAAAAAUGGCUUGCGGCAUUAAAAUGGGAUAUACCGCCGGAAAAAAUGCAGAGUGUCUUGAAAUCUUCAAGAUUAUGUGAUCAACAUUUUUCUGAAUCCUCCUUUACCAGCACAUUGAAACGUAGAUUAAUAAAGUUUGCUUGCCCUUUUGCUGUAGAAGAUAAUCAUCUAUCUCCUACAUCAGAUGAUAAUCUCUCUAGUCAGCAGAACCUGGCAGUUUCUCAAUGCACGUCUACUUCAACACCAACAGUAAAUGACGCAUAACCUUCUUGUUCCUGAAAUCUGGUGUUUUCUCCUACAGCUUCUUUUUAAUAUUUUGAAUGAUGUUCCAGUUUCACUUUUCUUUUAGUUUUUAAUAAAAAAAAUCAUAAAUGAUAUGAAAUGAAAGAAUUAAUGAAUGGCAUUAAUGAGGAUUGUGAAUGUGAUUUACUAUUUUUAAAAUAAAUUCAUUUAAAAAUGAAAAAAUAUAUAUAAUCGAUAUCGAUAAAAAUAUUAUAAAUAUUAUCGAUAUAAAAAUAUUAUAGAUAUAUAUUUUUUUUUUAUCAGUAUCGUUGAUGUGAUAAGAGAUUAGCUUCUCGAUAGCAAAUAGAGCUUUGUGUCCGUCCAGAGUGAAAUCAGUUUUUGACUAUGUUCCCCUUUUGAUGAUAUCAUUGUCUGCAAGUGAUCUACAUUGUCAUAAGAGCUGCUGUUAAUUCUAUAAAGGCUAAAUCUUUAAAUACCUUUUUUUUUUUUUUGCAUCAAUAGCAAUGGUUGCUUAUGUAUAAAAUGCUUCAAAACUGUUGGACUUCUAACUUUAUUCAAUACAAAAAUGUAAUUGCUUAAAACCUUCAAGUAUCAGAGAAAAGUCUGAGACUGAAACUAGAGUUAAGAUAUCUCGGAAAACAGUAUUUUCUCUUGUUCCUAGUUUCCUUUUAUUAUGCCUUUGUAAUUGCAAUAUUCUUCUGCUGCUUCUUCUACCUAGUGGGGAGAUAUUCCUUAAAAGGGAAAAUGUCGAGAAGUGCUAUACCAGAUAUCAAAGAUAUUUAAAGGUUUUUUUUUUCUUCUUCUUCUUUUUUUUCACUACAGAAACAUUUUCGUGGUCUAAAAAUGUGUAAAUAAUUCCGAAAAUAGAGGAGAGAUUAAUGAUAAAUGAAAAAAAUUAUUUUUAAAAAAUUAUUUUUUGUAAUUAAUUUAAUUAUUUUGUAUUUCAUUUUUUAAAAAUAAUUUUUGCAUACAAUUGUAGAAGAAUUUGAAGGGGGGAAAAAUGUGUUUUUGAAAUUCUAGAAGUAUAACUAUUAUAAUGUUUUAAAUUAUAAAUUGUAAAUUAAAGAGCCACUCUUUUUUUUCUAAAAACAAUUUUCUUUCUAAGUUAUUUUUAAUAAUGUUAAUAAAAAGCAUUCAAUCAUGUAUAUGUUCAAUUUAAUUAUACUAUGAGAAUUUUGCUUAUAAAUUGAUAAUAAAGUUUGUUGUUGCAAUUGUUACUUUUGGCACUUUACAAGUCUGCUGACGAACUGUCAGCCAGAUAAGAAAGUAAUAUCCUUUUCUUAUUUAUUUUAAUUCUACUUUUUAAAAUCCUUUUAUUGUUUAACAGCAGUUAUAUUAAUCUUUACAAAUGUGGUAAGAAAUACAGGAAAAGCGAUUAGAAAAUUAGUGCUGAGCUUUAAUUCCUUCUUAAAAUUAAUUAAUCAAAUUACAAAUUUGUUUUAUGCAAAAAUGUAAGAAAUGAAUUUGAUACUUUUUAGUAAUUGUCUAAUACUAAAUAUUAAAUUAUUCGAAAUUAAUUUUGGGAACAAUUUGCAAAUAUGCAUCACUGUGCCAUAAAGGAUUAAACUUAUAACAUUCCCACAAUUAUCUUGCAUGAGCAUCCAUUGGCUAGUAACUGGUGUACCAGUGUCUCAUUAUGAAUCACGUGUUUCAUUCUGCAUUUUCAGUACAUAUGUAAAAAGUAAACAUCUAGUUAUGCCAUUUGUUUUGUUGCUUAACUGGAUAUUCUUGUAUGAAGUAAUGUUUAAAAUACUGUAUUGUAUUCUUUAACAGUUAAAUGAUAACUGAUCAAUGUUUUAAAAUUUGUUGGGUAGAAAAAUUUGUAAAAUUUAACUAUGAUACAAUUUAUUCUUAGCUUAGAUUCAUAAUGUUUAUAUGUAUA
Messenger RNA from Argiope bruennichi, 6751 nucleotides. RefSeq lists its product as uncharacterized. Gene Ontology annotation, molecular function: zinc ion binding. The transcript has 6 exons. Bases 715 to 4890 code for a protein of 1391 amino acids. The record is from RefSeq and is a predicted model, not a curated record. Lineage: Eukaryota; Metazoa; Arthropoda; Arachnida; Araneae; Araneidae.